AGCUCUAUGUUAUUCUAAUCAUCUGAAAGCUGUGGCCUGUACAAGAAGCGGGGUUACUGGCUUAUCGGGGUAACUUGUCGGUACCACAGUUUAAACGGACUUCAUAUUCGUUCAUUUACAUUUUUCCCAGACUGACAACUUACCCCGAUAAACCAGUAACCCAGCUUCGCAGUACGGGCCCCUGAUGUAGGCUAGUGUGCGUCCUUUUCGUUGGUUUUGUGUUGAUCUAAUAUUUUCCUAGCUGCUCAAGCACUCAGGAGACAGGAGAACAAAUCUCCGCCCCACGUUGUCUGGUGGGCACCCGACCAAAAACGCGAGAUUCUACAUUAAAAUGUCAUUCAUUGUACUAUGACAGAGAGCUUGUUCUAAUGAGAGCUGGGUGCUUGCUUUGCGAGACACGUUUUUUAUGUCUUUUCCGGCCAAAUGCCAGCGGUUGACGCGUGAUGAUACUGUCGUCUUGUUUGCCGGGUACAUGCAUUUGUACAGAUGAUGCCCACUCACUAUUAGAUUGUCCAGUAUCUCAUUUGGCUGGGUGAAGGUGGGGUUUGGAUGAAGAUUACAGUAACGCGGAUCUGACUCCCAUCGCUGACAUCAGAAUCGUCUGGAGGAACCACUACACAAUGAAAUUCCUGCGCAUAUUCCUCAUACUCUCCAUUGCUGUUUUUGCUCUAGGUUUGGCUCUCCGGUGCUAUUCCUGUUCGGAAUUCUCUGACCGCUGCAUUCAGGACUGCACAUUUGAGGACGCCUGUCUGUCCCUGGGCGAGCGAGGUGGCAUGACCAUCCGGCGCUGCGUCCGGUACACCGACUGCAACCCAGUCCGACUGGCUCAGAUGUUUCCAACGUCGUCUGGCUUAGCCUACAGAUGCUGUAGCAACAACCUGUGCAACAGCAGCCCCGCCGGCACCCGGAGGGCCAGCCUGCUCGCCGUGCUGCCGCCCCUGCUGCUCUUCUGGUGCUGUGUGCUCUAAGCCUUUCAGCUCUAAGCCUAGCUUCCUUAACGAUGAUCACCGAAUGGCAGAACAUUUAAGUGCUAACCAACUCACCUUAUUCCUUCAUAAUUAUAACCUGAAAUCAGUUCCGUAAGUGAAGUCCUUGAAAUUUGAAAGCAGAGUGCCUUGUGGUUAAAAGAUAUACACACAGAUGAGCCAAACCACCCCCACGUGAUGUGAGUAAUGUUGAGUAUCAUGUAAAAAUGGAGCGUGUCAAGGGAAGUAUUAUGCAGUUAGUGAACAUUUGGUACUUGUAGUUAACAUGUUGAAUGCAGAAGAAAUGGACAGAGAUAAAGACAUUACUCCCUUGACGAUCAUUAAAAUUAUCUGCAAUUUGAGCCAGAACCCUCCUGCUUGUUUGUACCAGACAGGACAGUCUUCAUUCACAUCUCACAUUGACAGGUCUGAGCUGUUCAGCACCCUGUCAGGGGUUCAUGGUUCAUCCCUCCUCACACCACUCUCACCAUGGCUGACUGUGAGCUCCACACAAGCCUUGCCAUUUCACCAUAUUGAUUUGAGUCACUCAGGUCAUUUUCCCUGUCAAUUUCUUUUGUAUUCAACAUCAGCUAUUAGUACCAAAUGUUGGCUUACCGUGAAAUAUCUCAGACCUUGACAUACACUAUUUCUAUGAUAUAGACAACAUUAUUUGCUUCACAUGGGGGUGGUCAUAAUGUUUUGGCUCAUUGGUGUAUAUUUCUUUUUAAGUACUUGUCAUUGUAAUUAUGACCCACUCCUAGGUACAUAUAUAAAAUGUAGGUGUUCCUUUUCGCAGUGUGUAUAAAUGGAUUUAAACAUGUUAAUAUCUUUAAAGUUUGAUUGCAGGGGUCUUCAUUUGGUUUGUGACAACUCCCAGGCUGAACUGUUAGCAAGCUGCUUGUUUAUGCUGUAUCAUUGCAGGAUGCUCAUGUGCGUCUGUAAAUGAAGUCACUGUAUUCAUUUGAAAUAUGACCAUGAUCGCUGUGUUACUACUGAAUGGGGAUGCUCGUGGCAAACUGUCGGAUCGCACUUAGUUCUCACUCGCACCAGUGAACCUCUCAGAAUCAAGCAGCGAUUAAAGAUCCAGGCACCGU
Molecule: messenger RNA, 2059 nt
Organism: Paramormyrops kingsleyae
Lineage: Eukaryota; Metazoa; Chordata; Actinopteri; Osteoglossiformes; Mormyridae
Product: CD59 glycoprotein-like
Source: RefSeq, a predicted model, not a curated record